Molecule: messenger RNA, 887 nt
Organism: Vanessa atalanta (red admiral)
Lineage: Eukaryota; Metazoa; Arthropoda; Insecta; Lepidoptera; Nymphalidae
Gene: Mnat9
Product: alpha/beta-tubulin-N-acetyltransferase 9
Exons: 4
Coding region: 289-876 (195 amino acids)
Biological process (GO): protein acetylation
Molecular function (GO): N-acetyltransferase activity
Source: RefSeq, a predicted model, not a curated record
UUUGAUGUUUUCAACUUUUCAAAGUAAAAAGUAAAUACAUAUUAUCGUGGUAUAUACCACACAUAGAAAAACAUCAAGAAACAAAAUUAAUAAGUGUAUAAUUCUCCAAAAAAUCAGGCAGAAACCAUAAUUCAUUUUCGGUUAAGCAAUUUAAUAUAGUAUAAUACUUUCUGACUACAGAAGAAAUUCAUAAGCACUUUAGUUUUAAAUUGAUUUGUAUUUAUAUUUCAAACCUGAGAGUAUUUUAGUGAAAAGAAAUUUAAAAACUCAAAAUAAUUUUGUAAAAAGAUGAAAAUAAAUAGUAAUACGAAAAUAAUUGGUAGUAAAACAAUAUUAGUUCCUUAUCGAGAAUAUCAUGUCCCAAACAGGUAUCAUAAUUGGAUGCAGUCAGAAGAAUUACAACAACUUACAGCUUCCCAACCUUUAUCAUUGGAUGAAGAAUAUGACAUGCAAAAAUCCUGGAGAGAAGAUGAAGAUAAGUGCACUUUCAUCAUUCUCGAUAAGAGUAUUUACGAGUCAAAGAAUGAUGAAAUAACAUCAAUGAUUGGAGAUACAAAUAUAUUUAUGACUGACAAAGAUAAUUCCAUUGGUGAAAUAGAGAUCAUGAUAGCAGAAAAAUCUGCUCUAGGUAAAAGAUUUGGAUGGGAAUCAGUUAUUAUUAUGAUGUUAUAUGGGAUAAAAUUUGUUAAUAUUAAAAUCUUUGAAGCAAAGAUAUCUUAUUCAAAUGUUGUUAGUAUUAAUAUGUUUAAAAAAUUAGGGUUCGUUGAGAAGUCGAGAAGUGAUAUGUUUGAAGAAAUAACUUUUCACAAGAUUGUUACCGAAGAUUGGGUAGAGUGGUUGGAUCAACAAAUUAGAUGGGAAAUAGAAAAUUGUUAAUUAUUUGCCUA